Molecule: messenger RNA, 3078 nt
Organism: Daucus carota subsp. sativus
Lineage: Eukaryota; Viridiplantae; Streptophyta; Magnoliopsida; Apiales; Apiaceae
Exons: 14
Coding region: 504-2843 (779 amino acids)
Source: RefSeq, a predicted model, not a curated record
AAGAAUUUUAUAAUACACCUUAAACAGGGCUAAUAAAUUUGUUUGUGCAUCUCUGUCAGUCGGCAUCAACAACCAAAAUUUGAGGUUCAUAUCAUAAAAAAUGCAUAGCAGCUCGGUGACUUUUCUUUGCAGAAGGCGAUUCUCCUACGUCAACAGUCUCCAGCGCGACCCAAGAGACAGGCUAUUAAAAUCCAUCCCGUCCAUCUUCAAACUUCCUCUGUUAUUCUACGACUAUGCAAUAUAAAAUUCAGAUAGUUGGACUUAAAGCACUGCACUUGGAUUUGUAUAAUUUAUGUAUCCAUAUCCAUAUAUUCUUAAUGCAUGCUAGAAUAGGGCCUCAUUUUACCCAUUUAAUAUACCCGUUUUAAAAUAACCAGAUGCCUCGACCCGGUGCAGUUGUUUACUUCCGCACGCAGCAUAACUCAGGAUCCUAUUCCCACGCUCAUAUCUUCACUAAAAUUCAAAUUCAAAUAUGUUGUAACCACUCUCAACUGUUAUGAUCAAUGGACCAGCCACCAUCUCCACGCAGAAAUCCUUCCCGAUCGACAGAUAUGGUGCUCGACGAAAAAGACUCGGCACGUUCUACAGAAAGUGAAUUGGCAGGACGCAAGCGAGUAGUUCGGACGGGUGAUCCAUACUACGAGGCAGCCGUUAAACGUCGCAGCGGUGGAACAGCACUCGAUGAAUUCUUGCACAAGAGGAUGCUUUCAACGAUGCCUUCAAAUGUCAACACAAGGAACAAUGCUAAUACAAAUGCUGAUAAAGUUUUUACCGAAAGGCAACCUCUCCGAUCUCUUGACAUCAAUGCGCCUGCUCUGAACAUCCCUUUGUCAACUCAGCAGCACGUCCCGGGGUUCAAUCAAACGCAGCCAUGUGUCACACAAAACUCUUUAUCUGGAAGUGUCGGCCAGUAUGCUCCUGCUCAUUAUAAUCAACCAAAAGAAAAUGUUGUCAAAAGUAGUGGCCAUGAGAACAAACAAUUAUAUAUUGAUGGAUGUGGUAAUUCUGAGGCUCCCAGACGUAGAGGAAGAGGUCCUGCAGUUUCAAAGUUGUAUUCGCACAUGCUUGCUGUUGAUGCUCCAGUUGUAUCAAAAAAAGACUCAGUAAAAAAGGAUGUUUCAAAGCCGCGACGUCGUGGUCCAGGGGUUAACAAAAUAAUAAAUUCCCAAGAAUCAGUGAUUGAUCUUAACAAAGCGCCGAAGGCUGCAAAGAAACCAAGAACCAGAGGUCUAGGAAUUGAAAAAUUAUUGGCGCAGAGGUUUGGUAAUGAAGAUGGCAAUAAAACAGAUGACAUUAAUACACCAUGCACACAGGGAGCUACUCACAAGUCUCCAACUACUGCCGAUUGCAGGACUCCCGGUAGCACUGUAACCUACCAGACAAGUGUUCCUCACUUGCACAGCACAAACAGGCAUGCUCCUCACAACACGUCUGAGAAUUCAAGUUCUACUUUCGCAUCGUCUUAUGUGUUGUCCCGGCUACACGAAUCAGAGUCUAGCAGACCUUUCCGGCCAAGUAGUGGCGCGUCUACGUCUGGUGUUAAGGAUCUCUCCCGGGAUUUUGACGAUGCAGCUGAUGAUACAGAGCAUGAUAAUCUGUAUGAUGAAGGUGAGGAUGCGACUGAGGAUUCUAAUCCUGAUAUGUGGCAAGGCUAUGCCAACCUCGGUCCUCCAAAUGCUAUUUGCCGACAAUGUAACGGAAUAAUGUGGGAUAUGGAGCGCAACAAUAAAUCAAAUCCGAAUGCAGCUCCUAUUUUCUCAUUGUGCUGUAAGAGUGGUCAAGUUGUUCUCCCCCCGGAGAAGCAUGCUCCUGAGCCAUUAUCUUCUCUACUCUAUGGAGGUUCCAGUACAAAACAUUUCCGAAAGAAUAUCCGCGUGUAUAAUUGUAUGUUUGCAAUGUGUUCAAGUGGUGGGAAAGUCGACCACAAAAUUAAUAGAGGUGGAGCGCCUUUCUGUUUCAAGAUUAGAGGACAGAAUAUGCACUUUAUUGGAAGCCUCAUUCCCGCUGAGGGGGAAAAACCAAAGUUUUGUCAGCUAUACAUAUACGAUACUGAUAAUGAAACUGAAAAUAGAAUUGGAGCUGUCGGUUCAAGUGCGGAUGAUGUGGAUCCAGUUAUAGUUCAAAGUCUAACACGGAUGCUUAAUGAGAAUAACAAGUUGGUGAAAUAUUUUCUCACUGCUCAGAGGAGAUUCCGAGAUAAUGGACAAGAUGAGUUCAAGUUGAUACUCAUAUCAUCACAAGCAGAAAAUGGUCGUCCGAACAUUAUUGGUCCAUCCAAUGAGGUUGCAGGUUUGAUUGUUAAUGCCAGUGCAGAUACAUCUGGGUGUAGAGACACUGUGUGCCAAACUAACCAAGGUUACCUAAAGCGUGUAUUUGAGACAGAUGCUUAUUUCAUGCAGCUCCAGUUUCCUCUUUUAUUUCCACUAGGAGAUGAUGGAUAUCACACGGAGAUUCCACUGAAAAGGGUUAAAAAUAGAAGACAAGCACCAAUUGAUAGCACUGAUGUAGAAGCUGAACGGAAAAUCAGAGAGCAUGUUUCAAUGAAAGAAUAUUAUUCAUAUAAAUUGAUGAUACGGCUGAAUGAAGGUUUAACACCUCAUCUUGGUGGAAGAUUGUGGCAACAAUAUGUGAUUGACGCCUUCACUGCCAUGGAGCAGUACAGAUUGGACUGGAUAUCUGGAAACCAGACAACUAUUCGUUCUGAUCUUUAUACCUCUGUGCGUGAUGCUGUCCGUAGGGGAGAUAAUGAUCCCUCACAUGUUGGAAAAUGUGUUAUACUACCUGCCUCUUUUACAGGAUGCAAGCGCUAUAUGUCUCAGUAUUUGUGCCGCAUCAUUCCUUGAUUCAGAUUAUUGUUUUGGGUUUCAUCCUAGGAUUUUCUUUCUGUUAAAAAUGAAUUCUAUUCAUCCAGUUAGGCUUUGAUUUCAUAAGUUUCUUUUUAUCAGAUGACCUCAUUUGCUUUAUUAUUUCAUUAGACUAUGUCUGCUUUAUAAUUUUCAAAGAGCAUGAUUGCAUUUUUUAUUUGAGAUGUAUAGUCUGAAGGAUUUUUUAUAAAGCAAGAUGAUUUUGACAAUGUGA